This is a messenger RNA of Suillus clintonianus, 1227 nucleotides long. RefSeq lists its product as uncharacterized. The record is from RefSeq and is a predicted model, not a curated record. The coding region runs from base 1 to 1227 and encodes 408 amino acids. NCBI's taxonomy places the organism in Eukaryota, Fungi, Basidiomycota, Agaricomycetes, Boletales, Suillaceae. Gene Ontology annotation, cellular component: nucleus. Gene Ontology annotation, molecular function: RNA binding. The transcript is spliced from 6 exons.
AUGUCGUCAAAACGCAAAUGGGACCAGGCUGCCCCCGAAACAACACCAAGUGAACCAGACCAUCCUGUAAAGGCGCCAAAAACCGAUGAGGGGAAGACAGCUUCUGAGGCUGCAGCUGCUGCUGCUGCCAUUGCCGCCAAAAUUGCUGCUCAGUUCAGUGCUGGUGGAGGCAUUGCCGGGAGCAUACAGAUUGGACAGAAGGACCCGCAUGAUGGAGACUUUACCCAUGAUAUCGAUAUCAAUGACGUCCGGAACCGGUAUAUGUUGACAAAAGGUUCUACACAGACCGAGAUACACGAGGAUACGGGCGCAUCGGUUAGUACCAAGGGUGUGUGGUACCCGGAUAGAUCAAAGGCAACGGAGAAGGACCCUCCACUAUACCUUCAUCUUUCGGCUUCAAACAAGGAAAUGUUGCAGAGAGCAAUUGACAAGGUCAACGAGCUAAUAGCAAUUGACCUUGGUCCACUAGUAGAAGACAAGAAGGACCGAUUGCGCGAAAAGGUUGUGCAAUUGUUCCGAUGUUUCACCAUUGGCUUACUCUUCUCCCAGCGCAAAUGGCCGGAAGAGAAAUUGCCCGUGGCCCUUGAGACUAUUCGCAAUUUCAAUGUUCGUGCCAAAGUUGUUGGGCCACAGGGAAUGUUCGUGAAAUAUAUCCAACAAGAAACAAGUACACGUGUCCAGAUAAAGGGUCAAGGUUCAGGCUUCGUAGAACAAGAAACUGGACGGGAAUCAGAUGAGCCCAUGCACAUACACAUUACCGGACCAGAUGAAAAUCAAGUAGCUCGCGCUAAAGUGCUCACAGAGGACUUACUCGAAGUUGUACGAUCUGAGCAUGCCAAAGCCCAGUCAGCAAUGAUGCAGCAACAAAUGGAGCUACACCAAGCACAAAUGCAAUUUGCACAGUACCCGAUGGGUGGGUACGGUGGUGCCCCACCACCCGCACCUGAAAACGCGCCGCCACCGCCACCACCUGGAGAGCAGCCUCCCCCGCCUCCAGAUGGUAGUGCACCCCCACCAUAUCCAGGUGGACCAACCGGCGCCCCAGGGCCAGAGGGUCAAGAUGCAUAUGCGGCAUAUUGGGCACAAUAUGGCUACGAUGUCAACUCACCGCAGUUUAAGGAGUGGGCUGCGAGUCAACAAGCACAGUAUUACCAAACAUACGCUGGGCAAACAGCCGCGCCCGCACCAAGCGACUCUGCACCUCCUCCACCGCCACCCCCAGCAUAG